AUGAGUUGGAAGGAUCCAUUUGUAACUGUCACCUUUCCAAGCAAAGUUGUACUCACUAUCGCCUCCAUCCUCCUGCUGAUCAUCCACACAGGCGUCAUCAUUGGAGACCUAUAUCACUUCCUUGGAUCCCAAAGGGUGGAUCUCAUGAGUUUCCAUUUUACUAUAACACUAUUGUUCUCACAAGUGGCCAGUUUUUAUUGGGCUUUGCUCGCAACCAUCUACACUUUGCAAGCAGAAGACAGUGUGCUGAUGUGUUUUGCUCUCACAUCUCUUGCCCUGAACUUCGCUGUCUUCAUUGUCCGUUUUGUCAUGGAGUUUUUCACCAUUGCCUACAGGGAAGAGCGCUACGAAUAG
Eublepharis macularius is the source of this 354-nucleotide messenger RNA. It is a transcript of the gene CATSPERH, whose product is annotated as transmembrane protein 262. The coding region runs from base 1 to 354 and encodes 117 amino acids. Lineage: Eukaryota; Metazoa; Chordata; Lepidosauria; Squamata; Eublepharidae. The transcript has 3 exons. The record is from RefSeq and is a predicted model, not a curated record.